GCAAAGCCGCAGUGCUGAUCCCCACCCACUACUUGAAUGUGCGCCGGGGCGGAACUGCUGUCUAGGGGUUAUUCAUCGUCUAGCUCGGUUUGCUCCUCAUAACUCACUGACAUGCCCACCAUGGAUUUCUCCAAAUAUUGCAACCCCAAGCUUCAGCCAACGGCUAUUCUCCACAUUCUCCUUUGGUUCACUUGGCUACAUUAUAUGUCAAUGGACUUGCAUUUCUCUUUUCAAUCAAAUCUUCAAGUUUUUACCUCAUAAUUACCAUCAAAAAUGACUCUCCCUGUAGCCUGCCCUCCUUCCUCUGCCUCGUCGGAUCCGCCUACUGUCGCUCAACGCAAGCGACGCAGGAGAGCUCCAGCCAGCGGUGCAUCGGACGAUUGUUUCACCUGUACCAAACGCAAUGUAAAAUGCGAUCGAAGAAGACCAUAUUGCUCACAGUGCCUGGAAGUAGGAAAUGAGUGCUCAGGUUACAAAACUCAAUUGACUUGGGGCGUGGGAGUGGCAAGUCGAGGUAAACUGCGAGGUUUAUCCUUACCCGUUGCAAAAUCCCCUCCUGCUCCAAAAAGUCCACCCAUCACUCGUCCGCGAGCUGCUUCUACCAUUGCGAGAACUUUAGAAAAAAAUGAAGAGGGUGUUCGAAUCAAAUUAGAAAAUGCAGGCUCUGUACCUGUUAGUCCAUUUAUGACCUAUGAUUUUGUCAAUAUGGCACCUCAUGGAAACGCUGCGACGGCUACCCCAAUGUCAGAUUGGAAUAUUACACCAUCUCACGAAUUCACAAUUCCAAAGUACCACCCCGAUACACAACAACGGCAUAUGCAAAGAUCUUUACCCCCACAACUUCAUCGGAUACAUACGCUUAGCAUCGGGAGACCAGAAGGGCUUUCUAGUUCCGUGGACUCUCUGAGUCCAUAUCCUGACAGCGAGUAUACAUCACCGAUCAGUCAAUCUUUCCAAAAUGAGGAAGUUCCCUUCCUCAACAGCCCCGCGCCGUUGUACAACAGCUAUUCUUCCAGAAAUACUUCGGUGACAGAUCAAAGUUCGGAUAUCAUGGGAAACUCACGUGGGCCUACAUCAUGCCCAGAUCAAUUUUACGCUCCAUCAGAGAUGAGCUCAAGCAUGAGCUCCCAUCAAAAUAUGUAUGAUUUGUCAGAGGGACGUCAACCUCAACGAUCUCAUCAAGCUUCUUCUUCAGUACAUGAAAUCUUCUAUGAUGAUGAAAUGUUAGGCAUGCAAAACUCUCACGAGUCUGAGGUAUUUGCCACAAGCGCCAGGUCCAGUCAUUUUGGUUGGACUUCUAUAAACGAAGAUGAUGUUGGUUCCCCUACAUCUGAGACGGAUACUUAUGGUCAUAUUACUGGGCAUGAUUCCAUGUCAUCUUCACUUACAUCUGAAAUGUCACCUCGAAUCUCAUUCUUUUUAGAUUACUACGAGAAAAUAAUCUGCCCGUCGGUAGUUGUUAUCGAUAGCCCCUCAAAUCCAUAUCGCGAGCAUAUUCUCGCUCUGGCAUCCUCAAGUCAAAGUCUUCAGCAUGCCAUUUGCGCGCUUGCUGCUUGCAACUUGCGCAUGAAACGAAAGCAGUCAUUAGGUCAAGAUCAUUGGCGUCAACCAAUCGAACUCGAACUCCAAGAUCGUAUUAAUGCGGGAUCUAUUGGUAGACCGGUUUGCACUAGAAGAACCUCUACUCAGUCCACAUUAACCGAUUCUUUGAGCACUGAUGCAUCACUCCAAGAAGAGUAUCAACAUCGCUCUCUAGCCGUUUCCCUACUUAACCAACAAUUGACCGACCCUUCCAAAGCCCGCCACGAUUGUGUUCUCGCGACACUCUUCAUCCUCUGUCAUUACCGAAUGUGUGAAUCUGGUAUUGCUCAAUUCCGUACUCAGUUCGCUGGUGUGAAAAAGAUUCUUGGGAUGCGAGAAUGCGGAACUGAGACCGGUAAUUGGGGGUGGAUGGAAUCUCUCUUUACUUAUUUUGAUGGCAUUGCCGCUUCAAUCAAUGAUCGUGAAGCUCAGCUUCGAGGUGGUUACCUCGAAAUGCUAGCUAGUCCAUCUAAUCCCAACCACGGGCUUGAGAAUAUGGCAGGUUGCGAUGCUGUCCUUUUCAAAACCAUCGCCAAGUUAGGACGCCUUAAUCUAUUGUCGCAACAUCGUCCAGUUAUGAAUGAUGCCCUGACCCACCCCCCUCAUCCAAAUCAUAUGCACCAUACCGGCGGACUUCACAGACCUCGUCUAGCUGGCCAAGCACUUGUCGACUUCUACAACCUCCAUUCUCUUUCAUUCGACGGUAAUGGUUUCGCUUCAACGAUGUCUCUUGACGAUGAACCCGCCUUUCCUAUUCAGAGCCUCACCCCUCUCUCCCCCACAUCUUGCUCUCCGACAUCAUCUGUUCCAUCCUACAUGCCCGGUGACGACCCACAAACUACAUUCUGGACUGAAUGGAAAGCCGCUCGCCUAGCACUUCAAGAGUGGGAAUUUUCUCCAUCUCACAUCGUCUCUUCCCUUCCAGUCACUCCAAGUCCAACUCAGCUCCGCGAUUUCGGAUAUAUUUCUGAAGCAUUCCGUUACUCAGCUCUCUUGUACACUGAACGUCUUGCAUGUCCCAAAACACCCAGUUCACAUCUGAACUUCCAGAAUUUGGUCAGCCAAGUCUUGUUCUAUGUAACAAGUUUGGAGACCAAUAGUGGAUGUGAGAAGUUCUUGCUGUGGCCCCUUUUCAUAAGCGGGAGUGAAUGUGUCAAUGAGUUGCAACAGAGUAUUGUCAGGAGUAAAUGUCGAGAGAUUAUGGGAAGGUCGGGAUAUCUUAAUAACUUGGCGGGAUUGGAAGUCCUUGAAAAGCUGUGGGCAGAAGGGAAAGAUGGUAGAGCAUCUCCAGAUGCGAUGAGAAGUCAAAGUGGACCUUUCAAAUGGAGUAAGCAUAUGGAGGGGAUUGAGGGUGAGUGGAUUAUGGUUUGAGUUGUCUAUAUGGCUGGGGUAUUUUCUCGUGAUGAUGUGAUGACCACUUGUUUUUUUGUUCUUGUUACGAUGAUAUCCAUUGUUGCUCAUGUCACAUUUAUGAUGUCUUUCAAGUACGUUAUGCCACGCCAGGCUUUCUUUUUUUCCCUUCACAUGUUUAUUAUAGCCAAAAUGCUCUUUUCCUUUACACAAUCUGGGGAGUGAUUGUGUUUGGUGGUUAAUUUUAUCUACUGGGGGGAGCUUCUGCAUGGAGUGGGUGGUCGGCAGGAAUAAUGGGUAUUGGUCGGGGGCUGGGAAGGACAUGAAAAAAAAAAUGUUGGGGCAGAUGGGCGUCACGGUUGCGGAAAAUGAAGGAUGUCCACUCAAUCUUGUUAUGCCUCCGCUCUUUAUCUUAUGUGUUACGAAUUAUGUCAAAGAAAAGAAUCUAUAUAGACAAUACGAGAAAUGUUUGAUA
Molecule: messenger RNA, 3406 nt
Organism: Botrytis cinerea B05.10
Lineage: Eukaryota; Fungi; Ascomycota; Leotiomycetes; Helotiales; Sclerotiniaceae
Exons: 2
Coding region: 274-2952 (892 amino acids)
Biological process (GO): regulation of DNA-templated transcription
Molecular function (GO): DNA-binding transcription factor activity, RNA polymerase II-specific; zinc ion binding
Source: RefSeq, a predicted model, not a curated record